Molecule: messenger RNA, 1081 nt
Organism: Polyodon spathula (Mississippi paddlefish)
Lineage: Eukaryota; Metazoa; Chordata; Actinopteri; Acipenseriformes; Polyodontidae
Product: leucine-rich repeat-containing protein 3-like
Exons: 1
Coding region: 209-1003 (264 amino acids)
Molecular function (GO): protein binding
Source: RefSeq, a predicted model, not a curated record
CAUUAAAUACCCAUGCUGUCUUUUGCAAAUGGUAAGAACAUUGAAUGAAGCUAUUUUAACUAAUGGGGUAACAAAACUGAAACUCCUACACCCAGAAACUUCAAGUGCUGCACCGUCAUAUGAAAGCUCUUGUUAAUCACCGUCCUGUUAUUGUCUUAAACAUGACUACAUUCAGCAAUUAAGAGGAAGAAUACAAAUCAGGUCGGACAUGGUAAAUAAACCAAUGCCUGCUCUGUUUAGGAAACCCUUCAGAGUGGCUGGUUUAACACUCCAUUCGGGGCUACUCUUAAUGCUUGUGUUUGUAGAGGUUGUUUUACCCUGCCCCAAAAUCUGCCACUGUGCUGAGAAAAAUGGCAUGACAGCUGUGCAUUGUUCCUCCCAUAACCUGGAAGAAAUCCCUACCGACCUGCCAGGAGAUACUGUGUCUUUGUUCUUGGACUCGAACAGAAUCGCCAAAAUACCAAACAAUGCCUUCAAAGAUCUGAGCCAUCUCCAGGAGCUGGACUUGUCAAAGAACUCCAUCGAGAUCAUUGACAUCGGAGCCUUCAACGGCGUGGCCGAGGGCCUCCGCUUGCUGGACCUUUCCAACAACCACAUCCAGAGUGCGCCCAAGGAGGCCUUUUCCAAGCUAAAGGCAAAAAUCCGUCUCUCUAAUAACCCGUGGCACUGUGAGUGUGCCCUGCAGGAGGCCUUGCGGGAGCUGAAGCUGGAUCCGGAGACAGUCAAUGAGAUCAGCUGCCAGACCUCUGUCCAAGAGGAGUAUGCAGGCAAGCCCUUGAUCCAGGUUCUCGACUCAGGCAUUAACUUUUGCAAUUUUCAUCACAAGACCACUGACAUGGCGAUGUUUGUCACCAUGUUUGGCUGGUUCACCAUGGUCAUCUCAUAUGUGGUGUAUUAUGUGAGGCAUAACCAGGAAGAUGCCAGACGGCACCUGGAGUACUUGAAAUCGCUCCCCAGCACUCAGCUUACCAAGGACUUUGAUACCGUUAACACUGUGCUGUAGCUCUAUUUUAUUGUAAUGGAAUUCAAAAAUGCAUUCCCUCAGUUUUUGUAGUGUUCUGAGAGAUCAGGAUAGUGAAAG